CAAAGUAAAACAGUGAAAAAGGUUAAAAAGGGUUAAAAAAUCUUAAGUCUUUCGAGUCUUAAACUCAAAUGGUAGUACUUUCCCUGACUACUUUUGGUCGGAUGUUUCAGGCGUUUCAGAAGUCAGAGCAACAAGCCAACACAACCUUUCCUCAUCGUGUCUUCCUGGUACUAUCAGAGACAGGGAAAACCCGUGCGCAUUUCUCACCAGGCACAGCUAAAUCCUGUCCCGGGCUUCAUCCUCUUAUCGUUAAAGCAAAAAUUCAAGGAAGAAAUAAGGAAAAGAGAAGAGAUAGGAAGAGGGGGAGAGAAAGAGAGUCAUGGGAGAACUCUUCAUAUGGCUUAUUUCUUUUUUCAUCCUCAUUGCCCUUCUCGUUCUCCUUGUUUACCAGCUCAUGUGCUUGGCUGAUUUAGAGUUUGAUUACAUCAAUCCUUACGACUCUUCAUCACGGAUAAACAAUGUGGUCUUGCCGGAAUUUUUCCUGCAAGGAUUUUUAUGUUUAUUCUAUCUAUUAACGGGGCAUUGGGUCAUGUCACUGUUAUGUGCUCCAUAUUUAUACUACAAUGGUAGACUUUACACACGAAAACAGCACCUGAUGGAUGUCACAGAGAUAUUUAACUUACUUCACUGGGAGAAGAAGCAGCGCCUUUUUAAACUUGCCUACCUUGUUGUUCUCCUCUUUUUCUCCAUAUUCUGGAUUAUCUGGUCUACGUUAGAAGAUGUAGAUGAUGAUUAAAAGCAGAUGGCAGCUUUCUUAACUUGAAGUAUUUGCUGCUCUAAGCUGCUGCCAAGCAUCAUCCAGAGUUCUUUUUUUCUAUCUUAUUUCAGCUUCUGUCGUAACUGAUACAGCAUAAAUUCCAAGGUUGUAUGAUUGUGAGAAUUUCAGUUGAUUUUAGUUGAAUAUAUAUUUUCCAGGCAUCUGGUGUUUGUUUUUUAGGCAUUGAGUUUACCUCGUGCUUGGAUUUGCUCAAACUAUGAGCUUUUUUUUAUUCCUAAUCUAACAAGGAAAAA
Durio zibethinus is the source of this 1011-nucleotide messenger RNA. RefSeq names its product protein cornichon homolog 3-like. Lineage: Eukaryota; Viridiplantae; Streptophyta; Magnoliopsida; Malvales; Malvaceae. The record is from RefSeq and is a predicted model, not a curated record. Gene Ontology annotation, biological process: vesicle-mediated transport.